AUGAAGAUGCUGGGGUGGGAGGACCCUUUCACUUCUGCCAUCUGCGGCAUCCGCAAGCAGGAGGUGCGCCACUCUGGCCGCAUGGCGCAGAUCCGCGGGCUCAACCUUGCCCUUCAGUUCGCCAUGACGCCCGUGGUGGCGUUCGUGACGUUCAGCACCUACCGCGCCCUGAACGGCAAGCUCAACGUGCCCAGCGUCUUCUAUGCGCUCAGCCUCCUCAACCUGCCCAAGCUCACUAUGGUGUACUUCUUCGUCUUGGGGGUGCAGUUCCUUGCCGAACUCAAGGUCAGCCUGCGCCGCAUCGACGACUUCCUGUCGAUGCCAGAGCCCCCUCCGCCGACACACCAACGCGGCCUGGACCAGGGUGCCGGCGCCGCGCCGGCGGCGGGCGCCGAGGCGGCGGCGGCCGGGGGUCGCCCGUCGGCCGAGAAGCGGCGGCUGUCGUUCGACGCGCUGCUCGGGCGCCGGCGGUCGGCGGCGGCGAACGGCACGGGGACCGUCUUGGACAAGGAGGGGAAGAGCUCGGGUGUCGAGGUGCCCGUCGGCGGCCUGCGGCUUGGGGGUGCGGAUUACGAUUGGUCGAGAAACGUCGAGCAGCUGGGUCUGGGGCCCCGCAAGCCAACGUCCAGCGGCGGCAGCAGCGGCAGCGGCGACAGCAGCAGCGCCAGCAGCGGCAGCGACGCCGGCGACGCGCCCGAGGGAGCGCCGGCCGCCGACGGCGGCGUGGAGGGCGACGCAGCGCGCAGCGGCCGCGAGGCCGCGCGCGGGGCCGAGCCCAAUGGCGCCGCCUCCACGCCAGCAGAGAGCGGCGCCUCGGAGGGCCGGUCGCGCCGGGGGCGGCGGCGAACGCUCGAGGGUAUCGAGCUGACCGUGUCGCCCGGGGAGCUGCUGGGUAUCUGCGGGGAGGUCGGCGCCGGCAAGAGCAGCGUGCUGGCCGCGCUGCUGGGGGAGCUGCAGCCCAUCAGGGAGGCGGACGGCUCGCUCAAGGGCGGGCCCGAGGUGCGCGGCAGCGUGGCGUACUGCUCCCAGGUGCCGUGGAUUGUGGCGGGCAGCCUGCGGGACAACAUAUUAUUCGGCAAGCCCCUGGAUGACGCCAGGUACCGCGCGGUCAUAGCCGCGUGCGCCCUGGAGCAGGACCUGCUGGAGCUGCCAGCUGGCGACGAGACAGAGCUCGGGGAGCGCGGCGUCAACCUCAGCGGCGGCCAGAAGGCGCGCGUGGCGCUGGCGCGCGCCGCGUACAGCGGGGCCGACGUGAUGCUCCUGGACGACCCCCUCAGCGCGGUGGAUCCCAGGGUGGGGCGCAUCCUCUUCGACAAGGCCCCAGGCCCUUGA
This is a messenger RNA of Monoraphidium neglectum, 1332 nucleotides long. RefSeq names its product ATP-binding cassette, sub-family C (CFTR/MRP), member 2. The transcript has 8 exons. The coding region runs from base 1 to 1332 and encodes 443 amino acids. Gene Ontology annotation, molecular function: ATP binding; ATP hydrolysis activity; ATPase-coupled transmembrane transporter activity. Lineage: Eukaryota; Viridiplantae; Chlorophyta; Chlorophyceae; Sphaeropleales; Selenastraceae. Gene Ontology annotation, cellular component: vacuolar membrane; plant-type vacuole. Gene Ontology annotation, biological process: transmembrane transport. The record is from RefSeq and is a predicted model, not a curated record.